AAAAAAUAAUGAGAGAAGAGUAAACUUCUCUAUUUUCAUAUCAAAUCCUUCCGAAAGCAUUUUCUUCCGGUCCAGUGCGGUGUAUGUGUGUUGAACUACGGAGCCGACCUUUAUCUUCUAAGUCUAGAAUGACUAUACCACAUAGAAAAUCCGCCUUGUCCAGAUCAGUGGAUGCCCAAAGUAGGUAGCCAAGCGAAACGAGCUUUUGAAGAGUCGGCCAUCCUGUCUGGCCGCAGAAAUGGAAUCGUCUAGAAUCCUUAUCAUUCAAAUCGCACGACUGGCAGCAAUAACAAAGUAGUGCCUACUAACGAUAAAGAAGCUUCGGGGCCAACGAAGAGCAGCCCGAACAAACGAAAAAGGACAACGUUUAUAAAAUUGUCUAUUUGAUUUAGAUCUUCUCUCUGAACGGUUUUGUUUCGGCUCGUUGUUUCGCAUUGAUGCUAUCGUGGUAAAUGUGUGAGAGUGAGUUUGUUUGUGUCGGUAUGGUGCUUUUGAAGGUGUAUGUAAAAAAACGUGCGUGCUAGCGGAUUUUUUCUUAUUGGAUUGUGUUCUUCGAAUUACGCAAACCGAUACUGUGGCAUUUUACAAUUCGGUGGUUCGUGGAAAACGAGAUAAUAGUGCCGAAAGUGUUUCGAGUAGCCGAGUGGAAACGCAACUAAACCAGAACAAAACAACGACACCGUUGAUGGUUUUGCGAGAAAUCUAAAUUCAUUCUUCUGCUGAUCGGGAAUUGGGUGAGCGCGCUGUUGCGGUAGCACAUGGUGCACGUGAUGUUCCCAAACUCGGUGUUUAUUGUCUGAUACCGUUUUGUCAUUCUUUCGUGCAAGGUUUUUCUUUGUUUGUGGUCGGCAUUUCACGCCAUUGCAAUCGCUUUUUCCAUCCCGCCAUGCUGCUGCAAGUGAUUCUCGUCCCACGGUUUAUCGAAGUGGUAGGAAAUGGAAAAUGAAUAAUACAUCUGUCAGUUUGCUAAGCUGGGCCAACUGAAAGGAUCAUACAAAAAAUGUGAAAAAAGUGUUGUGAAACAGAUUUGCAGUGAACUGAAGUUUGUGAAUGCAUCGGCAACAGAACGUGCACCCAAUGAGGUCAGAGUUCUGGAUCCUCUAAACGUAAAAGAUUGUGUUUGUGUGAGUGUGCCUGUGUGCAUGUAAAAGAGCAAAUGUGAAACGAGUGAGUGCCGCUACUGCAAAAAACGAGUGUACGUAACCCCUAGCCCGGAAGCUGACCGAAAAUCAUUCUGAACCUUUGGUGAGUGUGGUGCGCGUUAGUGAGGUUCAGAGGGAGAAUCCGAAAAAGAGGGUUCUCCCUUACUGUGGAGCAUGGGAACACUUCCGAGCGUAAUGGAUUUACGGCUUCCCAUCCUGUGGUUGCUGCUGGCGGCAGAACUGUCGCUAGGGCUGCGCAACGUACGAGUCACCGUCCCAACGGCAGUUCGCAGAGGCGAUCCGGUCCAUCUCUUCUGCGAGUACGAGCUAGAGGACAACGAGCGGUUAUACUCGAUCAAAUGGUACAAAGGCAAACGAGAGUUCUAUCGCUAUACGCCCCAGGUGCACCCGUCAGUGCAAGUAUUCAGUACCGUCAGUGGAAUCGACGUAGAGCGGUCACUUUCCAACGAAAGCCACGUCGUGAUGAAGGCGGUUGAGACAAACUACGCGGGGAAGUACAGCUGCGAGGUGUCGGCAGAUGCGCCUUCGUUCCACACGAUCAUCGUCUCAGGGGACAUGGAAGUAAUCGAGCCACCUAUUGAACAGCCAUCCGUGACGGGAGUGCAGGCGAGGUAUCGGCCAGGCGAUAUUCUACGAGCCAACUGCACCUCGCAUAAUUCGAAACCAGCAGCAAAUUUGACGUGGACGAUUAAUGAUGUACCGAUUCCGGCACAGUACGUGAAGCUGUACCGACCUAUAAGGGAUACGUUCACUGGACUGGAGACUUCCAUUGCCGGUGUCAACUUUAUGGUGGCGCACGAUCAUUUCGUAAAGGGAAAGCUGAAGUUGAAAUGCUCUGCCUCUAUACACCAGCUAUAUCAUGAGACCAUCGAACAGCUCGUGCCGGAAGAUCGGCCGCGGAUAUUGGCAACAGGCGUAUCGGCGAGCGGGCACAGCAUCAGCCUCUACCAAGGCACGGUACACGAGUCCGAACAGACGGAUCAGAGCGACGCCUAUCUCACCGUGAAUGGCUACAAAGCGGACAAAUCAUCCCCGCUCGCAUCAUCAUCCGGCAGUUUGCAGAUCGAUUCCUACGUUAAGGUGUGUUGGGUAACGUUCUACAUCUGCAUCAUCUGUACCGUGAUGGUAUACUCGAUACGCUAUCUGAUGGUCACCUGACCCCAGCAGAGGGAGGCCAAGAGCGGUGCUGGAUCGGCCAAUGUCUCCAUGGCAGAAGGUACGGCACUCGAGCUGGAUACGCUUCCGAGCAGUUAUCCUGUUCCGCCGCCCCCGUCUGCAGCCACCAUUUCUUCGCCGGCCCUCGUCAACCUGGACAGCUGCGUCCUGUUCGUUCCAAGGUGAUGCAACACGUUGCUAACCAGUGUGCCGAUGACUGUGUGCAUACCUUUGUUUCGUACUUCCGCCCCAAGGCAAUCGUUCAACCGACCGGCCAGUCGGUUUGGUGAAAAUCACAAAUCUCAAAAACAAGCUUAAAAAUUGGGUUACUGUAAAUGUGUUUUCCGGUACACAGGAACGGCAUAAAAUUGCUACAUCGAAGCAAAUACGAAUAGCAAAACAUUAUUGCUAUCAUGAAGUUCGUAGUAAAUGAUCUAACUAAACAUGAAGGUUUAGUUUAUUCCAGCGUACAAACAUCUACUUUUAUAGCAUGAAUGGGACAGCUGCCAUGACAAAGGUGGCGGGUUGAUGAAUUGAUCAGAAGGUUUUGUCAAUAUGGGGGAAGUGAUGUGUCGAGGUGAUAACAAUACAACAGUUGCAUCAUUGGUACUGAACAAAUUUUUACGUUACCUUCUCUUUAGGUACAAUUUGUAAAAAGUUUUAACUAAAUGUACAUAAAACGCUACUAUCUUGCUUGUUCCAACUCCUGUCGUAUCCCUUCCUUUUCCCCCUUCCCCAACUUUUGCGACACAGUCAAAUGAAUUUUAAUGUAUCGUUAUACAGCGUAAGCUAUGGUGUAAAAUUUAGUCCAUCGAAUGAUAGCAACGGUUAAGAUAUAGCACGUACAAUGAAGCGAAUAGACCGAAACCUGUGACACGUUGAGUAAACAUAGGCAAACAAAACAGGUUUAACUAGCUAAUUAUAAGAUACUACGAUCUGUAAAUAUGCAUACACCCAAGCAAGAAUGUAGAAUACCUACCGACAAGCAACUGGAACGUAAAUGGCCGUACACAAAUACAAACAAGCAGAAUACAAUGCAUCCUUUAACCGUACCAAGUAAAUGUAUGCUUACCUUGCGUUUCAUAUCGGGUAGAUCACCCUCACACAAAGGGGUUUUCAGUUACUGGGCUUGAAUUACCUGUAAUAGAUAAACAUGUAUCAAUUUGUUGUUCACUACCAAACAGAAAAAAAAAAAACAAAUAAACUGACAGAUGGGAAUAAACUA
Messenger RNA from Anopheles gambiae (African malaria mosquito), 3543 nucleotides. RefSeq lists its product as uncharacterized. The transcript has 8 exons. The record is from RefSeq and is a predicted model, not a curated record. Lineage: Eukaryota; Metazoa; Arthropoda; Insecta; Diptera; Culicidae. The coding region runs from base 1317 to 2321 and encodes 334 amino acids.